AUGUUUUACUAUUGUCAUGCAACCAUUUAUUUUAGACUUAAUUUAGCCAAUGACUUUUCUUCACAGACGGACGCAGGCCAGUUUGUUUCAAGUAGAGAAGAAAUAUCUACAAAUCUGCUGGAGGUGGAAGAUGCAAAGUAUCGGGUAAUAAUGCCUAUUUAUAUAGCUUUUGAAAAAGGCUCACAAGAGCAUGUGAAUUCAGGUUUGGCCUAAAUUAGGCUAUUAAAACAUACAUAAAGCUUACAUGUCUGUUGUGGGAUCUCUGACAUCUUUGGAUAGAUAUUCCUUGGGUAUCUUAAAACAGAUUGAACUAUAUUGAAGAAAAAUAUAAAACGUAACAUGUAACCAGAUUUUACUGAGUUACAGUUCAUAUAAGGAAAUCAGUCAAUUGAAAUACAUUAAUUAGAACCCUAAUCUAUGGAUUUCACAACUGGGAGUACAGACAUGCAUCUGUUGGUCACAGAUACCUUAAAAAAAAGAAAGGUAGGGGCAUGGAUCAGAAAAGCAGUCAUAUCUGGUGUGACCACCAUUUGCCUCAUGCAGCACGUUGAUCAGGCUGUUGAUUGUGGCCUGUGGAAUGUUGUCCCACUCUUCAAUGGCUGUGCAAAGUUGCUAGAUAUUGUCAGGAACUGGAGCACGCUGUCGUACACGUCAAUCCAGAGCAUCCCAAACAUGCUCAGUGCGUGACGUGUGGUGAGUAUGCAGGCCAUGGAAGAACUGGACAUUUUCAGCUUCCAGGAAUUGUGUACAGAUCCUUCCGACAUGGGGCAGUGCAUUAUCAUUCUGAAACAUGAGGUGAUGGUGGCGGAUGAAUGGCACAACAAGGGGCCUCAAGAUCUCGUCCACGGUAUCUAUGUGCAUUCAAAUAGCCAUAGAUAAAAUGCAAUUGUGUUCGUUGUCCGUAGCUUAUGCCUGCCCAUAACAUAACCCCACCGCCACCAUGGGGCACUCUGUUCACAACGUUGACAUCAGCAAACUGCUCGCCCACACGACGCCAUACACAUGGUCUGCAUUCUCUGGCAACAGAUCUGUUGGACAUUCCUGCAGUCAGCAUGCCAAUUGCACGCUCCCUCAAAACUUGAGAAAUCUGUGGCAUUGUGUUGUGUGACAAAACUUCACAUUUUAGAGUGGCCUUUUAUUGUCCCCAGCACAAGGUGCACCUGUGUAAUGAUCAUGCUGUUUAAUCAGCUUCUUGAUAUGCCACACCUGUCAGGUGGAUGUAUUAUCUUGGUAAAGGAGAAAUGCUCACUAACAGGGAUGUAAACAAAUUUGUGCACAACAUUUGAGAGAAAAGCUUUUUGUGCGUAUGGAACAUUUCUGGGAUCAACACUUUACAUGUUGCGUUUAUAUUUUUGUUCAGUGUAAAUUACACUGUAAAAGGAAACUGUAAAGUAGUGUUAACAAAUUACAUAAUGGACUAACUAGUUAAUCAAAUCAAAUACAUAUUAAAUGUAAGACAGGCUAGUGAAAUUAAAGUACUUGAAUUUGUCAAAUUCACCGACAUCUCUUGUUUUGAAGGAGAUUUGCAGCCAGUAUAAGUCCAUGAGAAAAAUCAGGGGAGAUGGCAAUUGCUUUUACAGAGCCCUUUGCUUUGGACACCUGGAAUCAUUGUUACAAAAUGAUAGAGCUUUGCAAAGGUAAAUUCCUUCCUAGUAUUCCUAUAUUUUGCCAUGUGUAAUGUGCAUUCAUAGAAUGUUUUGGAUUCCAAGAAUGUGCCUUUACCUGUGUGGCUUUGCCACUUCAAAAUAAUGGAGGAAGAUGUAUAAUUUUCUCUGUAUCUCAGAUUCAAAGAAACAGUGAAACAAAGUGGCAGAGAGUUAUUGACUGCAGGCUUUGAUGAGAGCUCUUUCAAAGACUUGCUCGACAUGGUAAGUCUAUAUUUAACUACCUUUGUACUAUUUUUUGUUAAAUCGAAUAAUGCACCUUCUUCACAAUAAAGAUGACAAGUCACAUUUUCUUUAACCGUCACACAUGUAAUUGAAGCCUGUUUUAAUUAGUGGACAAUUCAUCUUUUAGUUUGUAGGUGUUUUGGAACAAUGUGAAGCUGAUGACCAGGGUGACGCGUUGCUCCAGCUCUUUAAUGAGCAAACUACCUCUGACAGUAUGGUGCAAUACCUCAGGCUGCUCACCUCAGCCUACCUGCAAAACCAUGCCGACUUCUUCAGCCACUUUGUGGAGGCACCCAGUCUCAAGGUUUACUGCACUCGGGUCAGUAUGAGUUGCUCAUAAGACCAUAUUGCGGUCAACUUCUGUUUUAUUAAUGUGCUAUGGAAGUGUGCCGGGUGCUGCUGAUACUGUUCUCCAAAGACAAUCAGACCUCGUCAAGGAGUCUCUCACCACUCAAAACUAAUGUCUGAAAGUGUUGUGCUGCUUUCUAGUGGUGGUGCAAUAAAUUGAAAAGAAUUGGGGUGUUUUAGGGAUCAAUUUUUUUGUAGCUGUACUUUGAUCAACCCAUCAAAACAAUUCUGUUUCUGCUUGGGUAUAUACUUACAAUGUCCAUUCUUGACUUAUCCAGGAAGUGGAAACCAUGGCGAUGGAGUGUGACCACGUAGAUAUCCUGGCUCUGUCGGAGGCCUUAGGAGUUAGCAUCCACAUUGCUUCCGUGGAGGGAGGAGAUGGACAGCGACUGGCCCACCACACGAUCCCAGAGGGAGCGGAGCCCUCCCUACACCUCCUAUACAAAACAGCCCACUAUGACAUUCUCUACCCACAUUGCCAUUGAGGGGCCUGAUCAAGGCCUCCACUUAUCUCAGGUUUACCGGUAGUUAUGUGUUCAAAUAAAUGUACAUUGUGAUUAAGAAGUUUCUCAAACAAAUGUUUGUCGCAUUGUUUUGUAAUAUACAGUGAA
Molecule: messenger RNA, 2848 nt
Organism: Coregonus sp. 'balchen'
Lineage: Eukaryota; Metazoa; Chordata; Actinopteri; Salmoniformes; Salmonidae
Source: the annotation of a GenBank genome assembly